Molecule: messenger RNA, 4056 nt
Organism: Notechis scutatus (mainland tiger snake)
Lineage: Eukaryota; Metazoa; Chordata; Lepidosauria; Squamata; Elapidae
Source: RefSeq, a predicted model, not a curated record
GUGUUGAUGUUGACACUAGGCCGGGCCCAUAGAUGGGCCAUAGAAGACGCCGCUGUCAGGAGACCGCGAGAGGCCCGGAAGCUUUAGGUGCCAGCGGGAAAAGGUCCUUUCAGCGAAACUGGCCUGCUCGGGACGGCCGCUUCCCUCUCGGGCGCCUCCUGGGGAUUUGAAUGCUUCGCUUCCUUCCGCCUCCCUGCUGAGCCGAGCCAAGGCGCCGUGGGACGGCCAUACGUUGUGCUUGAGCCUGUCAUCCGGGCACUUCCCUCCACCUUCCCUCUCCCUUCUGACUCCUCGCCCCCGACGUCGCCCUUGCCUCCCUCCGUCCGUCCCCCGCCAAGCCUCACCCCCUCCCCGAGCCCUCCUCAUCCGGGUAACCUGCCCGUGGCUUAGCCCUCCUCAUCCGGCCACCCGGCGGCGGUCGGCCCCCGGUGCGCGGCGGUCUUCGUCCGGCCGCCGCCGCCGCCGCUGCUGCUGCUGCCGCCUCGACACGCGGGUCCUUCCGCGAGGCUCCUGCCCAGGGGUCUCGUCCCUCGGUGCUCCUCCUCCUCCUCCCUGCCCCUUCCUGUCCCCUUCCCUCCCGUCCGCGCUUUGGCCAUGACGAUCCUGCCCAAGAAGAAGGCCUGCCCGGCUGCCGGAGACGGAGAUAGGGACCAGCCCGGCUCGAGAGGGGGAGGCCCCGGCGGCCCAGGGGGGCCCGGCGGCGUAGGCGGCCCUGAUUCCCGGGGCUGCUCCGGCGCCGAUUCCCACCCGCGCGGCGUCGGCGUCGGAGGAGGCGUCGGACCCGGGGAUCCGCAUUCCGGGCGCGGCGGAGCCCGUCCCCGAGCUUCGCCUCCUCCCCCACCGCCGCGCUGGGGGCUGCCCCCCGCUGGGUCCCCUCCGCCGCCCAAUCCCGGUGUUGGAGCCGGGGGCGACGGGCCCGGCCUCGGCCUACUCGACCCCGGAGCGGCCGAAGCGCGGGGCGGAGUAGGCGGCGGCUGCUGCUCCGGGCCCGGCCACAGCAAGCGGCGGCGGCAGGGGGGGCCCGGCGGCGGGCUUGGGCUCGGCGGGGCGGCGGGGCCUGGGGGAGGGGGAGGCAACAGUCCCGAGCAAGAUGACGUCGGCGCCGGUUACAACAGCGAAGAUGAGUACGAGACGGCGGCAGCCCGCAUCGAGAGCAUGGACCCGGCCACCGUAGAGCAGCAGGAACACAGGUUCGAGAAGGCGCUGAGAGAGAAGAAAGGGUUCAUCAUAAAACAGAUGAAGGAAGAUGGGGCCUGCUUGUUCCGGGCUGUGGGUAACAAUAAUUUUAACAAGCUAGUAUUUUGCUGCAAUGGGUUGGCUUUCAAGAAUGGCAGGUUUUUAAUCAGCAAAGUUCUAAUCCCUUCAGCCUACUACUUACUAAAUUCGAUUCAAACUGACCAGGUAUACGGUGACCAAGACAUGCAUGAAGUGGUCAGGAAGCACUGCAUGGACUACUUGAUGAAGAAUGCCGACUACUUCUCCAAUUAUGUGACAGAAGAUUUCACCACUUACAUUAACCGCAAACGGAAAAACAACUGUCAUGGCAACCAUAUUGAGAUGCAGGCUAUGGCAGAGAUGUACAACCGACCUGUGGAGGUUUACCAGUAUGGCACAGAGCCCAUCAAUACUUUCCAUGGCAUCCAUCAGAAUGAGGAUGAACCCAUCCGGGUGAGCUAUCACCGCAACAUACAUUACAACUCCGUGGUGAACCCCAACAAGGCCACCAUUGGGGUGGGACUAGGGCUGCCCUCCUUCAAGCCAGGGUAUGCAGAGCAGUCCUUGAUGAAGAAUGCCAUCAAGACCUCGGAGGAGUCCUGGAUCGAGCAGCAGAUGCUGGAGGAUAAAAAGCGAGCGACUGACUGGGAAGCCACCAAUGAGGCCAUCGAAGAACAGGUUGCCAGAGAGUCUUAUUUGCAGUGGCUGCGUGACCAGGAAAAGCAAGCCAGACAGCCCCGCAAAGCCAGCGCUACCUGCAGCUCUGCCACGGCGGCCGCAGCGAGCGGUUUGGAAGAAUGGAGUGGCCGUUCCCCACGCCAGCGCAGUUCAGCUUCUUCCCCAGAACAUCCCGACCUGCACAAUGAGCUGAGUGCUGCCAAGCCCCCUUCUCCUGGAAGCACUGCAGCCCUAGCACUUACCAAACCUCCCUCGCCCUGUGCUCCAGGUACAAGCAGCCAGCUGUCUGCAGGCGGCGGGCGAGUAACCCCACCCUUAGUGUCAUUGUAUCCAGCCCUGGAGUGCCGGGCAAUAAUGCAACAGAUGUCGCCCACAGCGUUCGGUCUGAGCGACUGGGAUGACGAUGAGAUCCUGGCCUCGGUGCUGGCCGUUUCGCAACAGGAGUACUUGGAAAGCAUGAAGAAAGGCGCCCUGCACAGAGACAGUGGUUCCGACAAGAGUUGAUGCCUGAUGUCCGGCUCUUGCGCUCGCCUGACACCCCUUCGGUGCAUGUUUUUGGCAGGAAGGAUGAUGACACUUGGGACCCCUCCCCUCCUCCACCGCUGCUGAUCAAGGCUCCUUCCGUUGCCCCUUUGCUCUCCCCACUUUUGGCUCUCCGCAGAAGACUCUCCCCUCUGGUGUGCUGGGAAACAGACAGGCGCAAGAGAGGGACAGGAUCUCUUCCACAAGGAGCUGAAACACUCACAGACUGGGGCAUGCUGGGCUUCCCCUUCAUCUGCCGUUUUUCGUUAUUAAAAAAAAAAAAAGAAAGAAACAGGAAUUGAACUGGUCCUCAAGAGAGCCCCCUUCCCUUGGAUUGGAGAGGUAGAGCUUUGCCUGCGGGUGAUGGAGGGGGGGGAGAGAGAAGGGGAGGAGAACGGACGUUGGCUUUAGGGGUGUGGAGAGAGAGAGAGAGAGAGAGCCUCACUAGAAGGAAAAUGCCACUGUACGGCCUGCUGGUUUCCCUCACCCUGGAGGCUGCGGGGGGAAUCGUGUACUUUGGGGGCAAGGAGAAGAGGAGCUGAUAGGACACCACUUUUUUUUUUUUUUUUGCUCUUUCAGCCACAUUCCCUGCCCUGAGGGAAAAACAUUUUCAGCAAAGCGGGUCCUAAAUCUGCAGCCAUUUGAAAUCAUUCUGCCUUCCUCCAAAGAAAACUCCCCCCUCCCUCUUACCUGUAAGAUGCUGUCCCUCCUUUUUCACUCAGUGCAAUAGCCUCUCUUUUCUCUUCCCACCCACCUCUUUUUUUUUUUUCCUUUUCUUUUUUUCUUCACUUGUGGCUCUUGACCACCCGGCAGGCAUCCCCUCUUCCACCCUUGCCAAUGGGUUGGUCCAGCUCUCUGGUCUAGCUGCUCUCCUGGCUCUGCUCCGUUGGCCUUGGUCCCUCCUGCUGCUGCCUUUUCGAUUCUCCCUGUGCCUAUAGCAGCAGCAGCAGAGGGAGAGGGGGGCACCGCUCACCAGUCAGUGUCAGGACCUUUCCCCCCUGAGCAGGUCUGCCUUUAGGGUAACGCUGAGAGGAAAAGAAACUGGGAACCAAAUGGACUCUGGACAGAAAAUAACGCGAUGGAGGCUGCAGCUAACAUGGAGGCGCACCAAGCUCUCCGGGGGGCAAAAAUAGACUUUGACUCCCCUACUAAGGGCUGGUUCAAACUGGGGGGCAUCUCCUGGGUCCUGGACUGUUGAUGGACUGGCUUGAAAGUUUAAAACGAAACGAAACGAAAAAGCCAAGGAAGGAAGUGUUUCUGGUAAUCUUACCUUUUCCAGGGGUGGUUGUCUUCCUCACUACAUAUGUAGUUAUAAUCUACCUAUUGUGGCCAUUUAGCUGUCCAAGCCUUGGUCUGAACAAGUGUUUCUUUACACUCAGAUGUAAAGAAGCCAUGUGCUCAGCUCCUCUUGGCGUCUUCAUGCUGAGUCCCAAAUUCCUGGAGGGACAGGAGAGACGCUGACAUUCCUGCCCCCCCAUUUGUUGCUCUCUGACGCUUCAAAGAGACAUCUUUGAAAAGUGGGGAGGGGAGUCAUCUGCUGCUUUAGAAGAUGGAUCCUGGAGACUCCACGGAUGGCUGGUCUAAAAGUGGUAUUUGGUGCCUGAAAUAAAAAUAUAGGCAGAGUUGACCUCCUGCACGCUC